This is a messenger RNA of Aspergillus melleus, 2720 nucleotides long. RefSeq lists its product as uncharacterized. The transcript is spliced from 5 exons. Gene Ontology annotation, biological process: mRNA splicing, via spliceosome. Gene Ontology annotation, molecular function: RNA binding. Gene Ontology annotation, cellular component: nucleus. The record is from RefSeq and is a predicted model, not a curated record. NCBI's taxonomy places the organism in Eukaryota, Fungi, Ascomycota, Eurotiomycetes, Eurotiales, Aspergillaceae. Bases 941 to 2371 code for a protein of 476 amino acids.
UUCCAGCUUGAUGCUUCUUAAUCAUGUCUCAUUUCCCUCCUGACGAUACCGGUUUCCCACCAGGUCCACCGCGCCGGGCAUAUCCGCGCCGAGACGACAUGGACAGUCGCAUGUACGACGAUCCAUCGCCCUCCCGAUCACGCUCGCCUGGCGAAUUCGUGCGCUCCCCUCCGCGAGGUCCAGCAACCGACAGGAGGGGUGAUUACUCGAGAGAACGACCCGAAUCUAGACCCCGAUACCGAAGUCGAGACCGCGAUGAUUAUCGGCGCCGGCCGUCGAGGUCACCUCCGCCUCGGCGAGGGAGGCCAGCUUACCGUGAUCGCGACCGAGAAGGAUAUCGCUCCCCCGGAUACCCCAGUCGAAGCCGAAGCUACAGUCGCAGUCGCAGUCGAGGCGAUCGACGCGGGCGCCCUCACGGACAAGAAAGUCGAGAGAUCAUGAUGGAUGGAUUACCGUUGGAUAUGGUGGAAGAAGAUGUUCGGCAAUUCCUUUCCCUCUUUGAGAUUUGAGCAUAGGCAUUGUUCUUUAAAGGACUACGCUCUGUCUUGAAUUACAACCGUGGCAAUAGGCUGAGAUGUACAUGUCGCCGGGCGGUUCCGGUCGACGUGUUGUGCAGAUUACAAAUGAGUUGAACGACGGUUAUCAUAUUGAAGGCCUAGAUGAAGUGCGAGUGAUUCGCGAUCGCCAGACAAGUGAGUGUUGGUGCCUUUGAUUGCUUACGUCCUCUCACACGAUUGCAGAAUUGUCGCGCCAGCUGGGUUUUCUUCGCUUCCACAGCCUGAACUUUUCACGAGCUUUUUUUGAGAACAAUUAUCCGAGCAUUAUUCUUUACGGCCCAAGCGCCGGCCCAAAUGAUCGUGGCACAAAAGUCCGUAUCGCCUAUAGUCGCGAGAGGGAGGACCGCGCUCGUGCUAGAGCCGAGGGUGACUGGACCUGCAAAAUGUGUGCUAUUGUCAAUUACUCGACCCGCCAAAAAUGUUUCCGAUGCCAAGCACCUCGUCCUGAACCUGGUCCUACAGGACCUCCUGGAAUCGCUGCUCCUAGGGUUAAUAACAAUGGUGAUAAUGAUGCCGCGCCGGAGAACCAACCUUCGCAGUUCUUGCUGUUCCGAGGUUUGGAACCUACGGUCACUGAAGAACUUCUGGCUAAGGGUGUCGCAAAGCUCUAUCGCCCGGCCAAUUCCUCAGAGGGGCUAAGCGGAGGUCAGAAAAAGAGUGGAAAGGUUGCAUCUACUACGGGGGAUUCCAAUCUGGGUGCUCGAGACGGGUCAAUUCGCCGUGUUCUUUUGGUGAGAGACCGUCGAUCGAACGAGAGUUGGCGCUACGGUUUUGCGGAGUUUGCCACUAUUCAGGAUGCCCAAGCUGCCACGGCACGUCUGAACUCUUUCGAGAAGUUCACGAUCUCUUCAAGACCAGUUCUUGUUAGCUAUAUCCACGCAGGAGUGUUCGUGCCUGUGAUCAAUCCAACAGCGAGCACAGAACGAUUCACAUUCAGCCCUCUAAAUAACCCCUCGUUGAAGUUGAUGUACUGGGACGAGGAAGCGUACGCCACGGAACUGACAGUGACGUCGGGGGAGGCAGAUGUGGACCAGCCACCAGCCAAAAGCGAAAAGCCAACCCAGCCUGAUGGAAAGAACAGUAAAGACUCGGAUAAAACAAAAAAGAGAAAGGCCGAGAAUGCUAGCACUGCAGGAGCCAAGAAGCUUGCAAUGCCAUCGCACCUGCAAUUCUGGAGUAACCGACACGCCGAACUGCACGGGAUCAAGAAGGGUGCAGGGAAAGAAGGGGAAGGGUCUGAACUGGGAGAUGCUGCAUCCGAUACUGCGGCACCAUCUCAAUCGUACGCUGAUCCAAACCGGAACUGCUGUUAUCUGUGUAUGCGUCAGUUCAAGUCAUCAGCAGACGUCAAUCGCCACGAGCGUCUAAGUCAACUACACCGCGGGAACUUGCAGAAUGAGGAAUUGACCGCCAAGGCCAUGGGCAAGCUUAUCAAACAUGGAAUUGUGCCACAGCCGGCUGAAUAUCGGGACCGUGCAAGAGAGCGUCGCAAGGCCUUUGGCCACUCCAAGACGUCAACCAAGAAGAGCGCACCUCCACCGAAGGAGGAAGAGCCGCCAGCUGAGCCCACAUCUAAGGGUGCUUCGCUUCUCAGCAAGAUGGGAUGGUCUGCCGGUUCUGGACUGGGAGCUCAAGGCACCGGCAUGACAGCACCCAUUGCCACUGAAGUUUACGCCCAAGGCGUGGGAUUAGGCGCGCAAGGAAGCAAGCUAGGCGAUGCUGCUGAGGAAGCCGGGCGCAACACCCGAAACAGGUACGACGAAUUUCUGGAGAAGACGAGACAGACGGCACGAGACCGCUACGAGCAGAUGUAGAGAUGAGUGUGUGGCUUGAAUUGCAUGUACAAUAUUCCUUAACGAAAACAGCAGCGGGUUAUGUGUAUCUUUUAGUCCAACAAUUCACGUAUCCUCUUUAACUAUGAAACAAACAAAAGGGGGGUAUUUCCAUAUGUACAGUAUCAAUCAACCUAAGCCACCAGUAUCUCACAAUCACACACCAUCAUAGCACAUUGCAAUGCCCGUCUAACCACAAUAUCCAAUCCGAUCCCAUCUCAUCUACUAGCCCAUCCCUUCAAUUCUCCUCCUUCACAACAGCAGCACUCUUCCCUUCCUGCUGCUCCUUCCUCACCUCCUUCUCAAACUUCUUCCCCAACACACUCCCCAC